This is a messenger RNA of Aphanomyces astaci, 1811 nucleotides long. RefSeq lists its product as hypothetical. Gene Ontology annotation, molecular function: protein binding. Bases 387 to 1733 code for a protein of 448 amino acids. The transcript is spliced from 6 exons. Lineage: Eukaryota; Oomycota; Saprolegniomycetes; Saprolegniales; Verrucalvaceae. The record is from RefSeq and is a predicted model, not a curated record.
GCAAUUAUUUGAUGUUGGUCGAUGCAAACUGUGAAGGCGUCGUUGCGUGACGGUGCCACUUUAUAAACACAACAAGUUGCCUGACUUGAUGGCUAUGUAUAGUCAUUCGAGAAGCGGUGGAAGUGCUCGAGUACAGGGACUUUGUUUACCGCGAUCCUCAUGCCAAGUUAUGGAGGACUUCGUUGGACACUGACGACGUGGUUUUGGCCGACUUCGGCGAGAUCGAGUUCAAGCGCUUGCGGUCAACCGAUGGAGUGGUUGUUGGACGGCAUGAGUGUGGUCAAGCGUUCCUCCAGGGCGGAUACAUCGCCACCAACGACAAGGUACAUACCACAAUAGCCUUGUUCAAUUUCGUCGUCGUCUGUGUGUAGGGUCACCUUUGUGUGAUGCGUUCUGCCACGGUCCCACCCGCUGUCGGCGACAAGGACGAAUGUGAGACCAACAACAUGGAAAACCCCACGGACUAUACACCGCGACCAACUCCGCGAGGAGGCAAGCGCGAUGCCAUCGACCUCCGCGGUUGCUUCUUGCAAACUCAAGACAUGCCGUUUGUCACGACCCCCCUUGGCUCCAAUUACUUUGUCCGGUCCAUCAACCUCAGUGGCAACGCACUUGAUGACGCCAGUGCGUUGCUCCUGGCCACGGCGUUGACCUCGAACGGAGCGCUGGAAGAGCUCGUGUUGAGCUACAAUGUUGUUUCCAUCGACGGGUCGCUGGCUUUGGCGGCAAGUUUGGCGACCAACCGCCAUCUUCGCCGGCUGGAUUUGUCCCACAAUCGAAUCGGCAGCUCUGGUUUACACGGGUGGCUCACACUCAAGCAAAACACGGCCCUGCAAGACCUGGUGCUGAGCCACAACCGAGACAUCUCGGACGAAGGCGGGGUCAAUGUGCUUCGGGCUGUAGCGGCCGAACCACUGUCUCUACAUGAUCAAGUAAAGCUCGAUCUUCUGCGAAAGAGCCAAACACACACGUACCUGCCGAACCUCCUCGACGCCCCCGCGAACGCCACCCUCCGGUCGCUGUGUCUCUCCGAGGUAGGGCUGUCGGUCCAAUCUGCCCUUCGCUUGGCACUGGUCCUCGAAGUCAACACCGUCUUGACCCACUUGGACGUGUCCAUGAACGGGUUUGCAGACACGAGCAAUGUGGCUGUGACCACAGCAUUGGGCCGGAAUCGAUCCCUCACACUGUUGAACUAUGCUGCCAACCCCCUGUCCGACGCAGCCGCUGCCAUCAUGGCUGCCAGUCUGGCGACUCAUCCCGCCCUCGUCACCGUGCAUUUCAGCGGAUGUUUCGCGGGUCCACACGCAGGCACCUACGUGGCUACGAGCUUAACUGCCAACCACACGAUCACGUCCAUGGAUCUUAGCGGCGGCAAUUUGGAACCGCCAGGGGUUGUCGCACUGUGCAAAGCCAUCGGUGACAAUCAAACUCUUCGGCGACUGGAACUGACAAGUUCUGGACUCAAAUCCGAUGCUGUGGUGGCUGUGUUGGCGCAAGCGCUCGAACGCAACACAAGUCUCACGUGUUUGCAUUUGGGCUACAACAAGAUCACGCUGCGGGGAUGUAAGCUGCUAAAAGAUGCCAUCGCAGCCAACAAAACAUGCCAACUCACGGACGAGACUCUGCUUCUCGAGGGAAACAGCGGGGUCAAGUCCAAAAGCGGCAACGUCGUCAUCGCUGGAGGCCACUUGCUCGGCCCGUUGAACUCUAUCGGUAGUGGUAAUCGGACUUAACAAUGGGAUUCAAAGCACGCAACCCAUGAAACCCUUCAAACGUCGUGGUCGAUGUACAUAAUUGCCACACUUUUUCAA